AUGGCUUCCACGUAUAAAUCAAUCGCGGCACUCCAGAAAGAUCUCAAGGACGGCAAGACAACUGUGAGAGAAGUCACGAAAUACUAUUUGGACGCCAUUGAGAGGCUGGAUAAAGAACUCAACUCUUUUACCACGGUCAAUCAGAGAGCUUUGGAAGAUGCUGAGAAGCUGGACGGCAUCCCGGUGGGGCGAAGAGGUCCGUUGUUCGGAGUUCCAAUCGCAAUCAAGGAUCAGAUAGACACUGCUGGCUUAAGGACCACUUACGGAAGCAAAGCCUGCGAGGACUAUGUGCCGCCCGAAGAUGCCACGAUCGUUCGCAAACUAAAGGAAGCUGGUGCAGUAAUACUAGGAAAGACUACGUUAUGCGACUGGGCUACUGGGUUCUCUUCCAUGUCAUCCAUGACGGGAACCACAAGGCAUCCUAUCGAUCCUACUCGAGACCCUGGUGGUAGCUCAGCCGGUAGUGGCACAGCCGUGGGAGCAGAACUUGCUCUAGCAGCGAUCGGUGGCGAUACAGGAGGCAGCAUUCGAUUGCCGUCUAGCUUCUGCGGUUUGGUUGGAGUACGAAUGACGCCUGGAAGAAUCAGCAGAGAUGGGAUGUCUGCUUUGGUCAAGACGCAAGAUACACCUGGUCCCAUGUGUAGGACUGUUGAAGACGCGGCGAAGAUACUUGAUGUGCUUGUGGGAUUUGAUGAGAAAGAUGAUUUCACAUCGAUCAAUGCUCUGACUGGUCGGAGUGCAUCCGCAACACAGUUUCAAGAUGCUGUUGCUCAGCCGUUUCUUGAAGGCAAGAGACUUGGGGUUCUGAGACAGGAGUUCGGAUCACAUCUUGGCAUAAACGAUAUCCUUGACAAGACCCUCGCCGACCUCAAGGGCGCCGGUGUUGAGCUUGUCGACGUUGAGAUACCCAAUCUCGACGACUUCAAAAGAAUCACUGCGCCGUAUGUCCUGCGAGCCAAGGCGGACAUCAACGAGUUCUGCGCCUCUCGCCCAGCAUUGCAGCACAUCAAGCUCGAAGAUCUUUACGACAAAGGGAUCUACCACAAAGGACUUGAGCUGAUCCCUUCAGCCGUCAAAGGCUCCACCAAAUUCGAACAAAGCCCUCACUUUGCAAAGUAUCUUGUUACUCGCGAAGAGUUUCAAAGAAAAGUAGCCGCUUUGUUCGCGAAGCAUAGCUUAGACGCUAUCAUCUAUCCAACAUGCAAGACACUCGCGCCGAAGACACAGCAGCUGCUUGAUGGGGAGUGGCAGCAUGUUCCUAAUACCGUUAUCGGAAGCCAGCUACUCUUCACGGCACUGUCAGUACCUAUAGGGAGGGCCAAGGAUGAUGACUUUCCGGACGAUCCUGCGCUGCCUGUUGGACUUGAGAUACUCGGUGUUCCCCUGAGCGAGGAAAGGAUUCUGAACAUUGCGGCUGGCGUUGAGGCAUUGCAGAGCAAAUAG
Messenger RNA from Zasmidium cellare ATCC 36951, 1443 nucleotides. RefSeq lists its product as uncharacterized. The transcript has a single exon. The record is from RefSeq and is a predicted model, not a curated record. The coding region runs from base 1 to 1443 and encodes 480 amino acids. Lineage: Eukaryota; Fungi; Ascomycota; Dothideomycetes; Mycosphaerellales; Mycosphaerellaceae.